Messenger RNA from Pomacea canaliculata, 2136 nucleotides. RefSeq names its product tRNA (uracil-5-)-methyltransferase homolog A-like. Gene Ontology annotation, molecular function: RNA methyltransferase activity; nucleic acid binding. Gene Ontology annotation, biological process: RNA processing. The record is from RefSeq and is a predicted model, not a curated record. The transcript has 19 exons. NCBI's taxonomy places the organism in Eukaryota, Metazoa, Mollusca, Gastropoda, Architaenioglossa, Ampullariidae. Bases 7 to 1620 code for a protein of 537 amino acids.
CGGACAAUGAAUUUCCGGUUUUCAUUCCAAGAAAUAUUUUAUCAAUAUCAACUGAAGCAACGGUUGACCCAUACUCUUGGCCUUCGACCACACAAAAUCAAGGCAGUUCCAUUUAAGACAUUUGCUUAUGUGUGUUUCAGUUGUGAAGAAGAUAGAGAGGCAGCACUGAAAGCUGUUAACGGACACGUCUGGAAAGGGAGAGAGCUGACAGCAAAAAAAGCUCAAGCAGCAGCUGACCCAUUGAAGAGAAAACUUGAGAGUCUAAAAGAUGAGACAGCACUUGAAAAUAAGAAAAAGAGGACAGAUGACAACCAUUUUUCAGAUUUGCCUUCUGCACUGAGGCUAAAAUCAAGUGUCACUCCAUUAUGGGAAACACCAUACUCAAACCAGCUGGAGAUGAAAACAGAAACGGCAAAAGAAGUUUUAAAAGCUGUGGCCACUCACCCUGAUGUACGUGGGAGUUUUGUACAGGCAAGAAUGCUGUAUAAUGGACUGUGCAGCCCUUUGCUUCCUAUUGUACCUUCUCCAGUUUUUCAGGAGUAUCGCAACAAGUCUGAGUUCUCAAUAGGUCGAAGUGAGGAUGGAAAAGAAACCAUAGUGGGAUUUCGUUUUGGCUUGUACAAAGAUGGAACAGACUGUGUUGGAAGCCCAAGUGAGAUCCUGAUUCUUCCUUCGUCUUCAAAAAUGGUGGCCCAGUGUUUUCAGGAAUUCCUUGGUAGCAGCACUUACCCUGUAUUUGACCAUCGUACACAUGAAGGCCACUGGCGUCAGCUGACAGUUCGAACAACAAGAGAAAGAGGGGGUAUUAUGGGUGUUGCAGAAUUUGUUGUGCAAAAUACUACUGCAGAGGACAGAGAAAAAGUGAAAGAAGACAUUAAAAAUUACUUUACUGAGGGACCAGGCAAAAUGUCCGGUGUUAGCACUUUUUAUUUUCGACCAUGUUCUAUCAAGACCAGCAAUAGUACUUCUGAAGAACCUUAUGAACUCAUCUACGGUGAUGGGUUCAUUUAUGAGUCCUUGCUUGAGAUGAAAUUUAGGAUAUCACCCAGUUCUUUUUUCCAAGUGAACACAGCAGCAGCAGAGGUUAUGUACAAAUUGAUACAGGAGUGGACAGGGGCUACUCAGACCUCAACUGUUCUUGACAUUUGCUGUGGAACAGGAACCAUAGGAUUAUCUUUGGCUAAGAGUGUGGCAAAAGUGAUUGGUAUUGAAAUGUGCAAGGAAGCUGUUGAGGAUGCCAAGAGUAAUGCUGCGUUGAAUGGAGUGACCAACUGUGAGUACUACUGUGCAAAGGUGCAAGACUGUAUUCAAGAUAUUGUACACAACCUUGAUACAUCAGAUGUUGUUGCCAUCUUGGAUCCACCCAGAGCUGGAAUUCAUCAGGUUGUAAUCAAAGCCUUAAGGAUGUGCCAACAACUUAAACGCAUUGUAUAUGCUUCCUGCCAUCCAAUGAUAGCAAAGACAAAUUUUAUUGACCUUUUACGGCCAGCUUCCAGGAAGACAAAAGGAGUACCAUUUAAAUUCAUAAAAGCUCAGCCUAUCGACAUGUUUCCAUGUACAAAACACAUGGAACUUCUCAUGCUGCUUGAAAGGGACUCUGAUGAGGUUCCUUCAAUCUGAAUACAUGCAUAAGCUGAUUAUAAUAAUCAAAAGAUUUCAAAAUUUGUGGUUUGGAAAAAAGGCUUGAGAUUGGUUUUCAUUUGUUUUAGUCAAAAAUUGAUGACACUGAUAACAGACCAGGGGCUAUCCAUAAAGAAACUGUGUUAUAUGCAGAAAAAAAAUGUCAGUGACUUUCAGUUGUUUGCCCCCAAUCUGCCCCAUGUUAUUUAUGACUAUAAUUAAAUCAUCUCUUUCUCAUUAACCCUUAAUUUUUUACUUUUUACCAUGGGUGUUUGCAUCGUAAAAAUGGAAUUAAUUCACAAAAUGGACAUCGUUGGACUUGAGGGCGUGUUUGUAGUAAUACCAACACAUAUUACAUCUUCAAUGAAUGCAUACAUGGAGCUUAUAUGUUUGUCUCAAAACUUAUUUCUUAUGACCUUGCAGAGUCUAUUCUAAUAUUUCUUUUUUUGUGUAAUAUGCAGUCCAAAAGAACUGAUUCACCAUAGAACACAUGGAAAUAAAGCAAGUAGACAAUUA